AUGGAUUGGCAUCGAUUCCAUGCAUCGGCAAGCAUUGCCUUGCUUCGUACAUUACUUAUUUGUAUCAAUAUUAUUUUUUUGAUUAGUGGUGGAAUUUUAUUUUUACUCGGCGUUGUCUUACGAAGUCAGCUGUCAAUAUUUCUUGAUAUAACACCGGAAAUGAGUUCAUCGUCACCUUAUAUUUUAAUUGGCCUUGGUCUAAUCAUUUUCUUUAUUGGAUUAUUUGCAUUUUGGUGUACAAUUAAAGGACAUGUUACAUUAUUGUAUAUUUAUGCAAUCGUUGUUUUUCUUAUCUUCGUCGCGGAAAUUUUAUUGGCUGUAACAGUUUUAAUGAAACAACAAACAUACGAAGAAACGUUUAAAACAAGUUUGAGUAAUGUUAUGCGACAAUAUCCAAAUGAACCAAUGGCUUCACAUGUCGAUCGUCUUCAAAAUGCAUUAUUAUGUUGUGGUAUUGAUUCAUACACAGAUUGGUUUCAAACACCAUAUGGUAGUAUACUUCUUCAAGUGCCAGAAUCAUGUUGUAAAAAAUCAUUAAAUCAUACAUGUACACGAAAAGAUUUAAAAAAAGAAUAUCUACCAGCGGAUAUAAAUGCAAAUGGAUGUUAUGCAACAGUUAUAUCAGCAAUUAAAAAUAACUAUCCAAUUUUUGGUGGAAUUAUCAUAGUUAUUGCUUUAUUUCCAUUGAUUGGAGUUAUUCUUGCUUGUUGUUUAGCACGACAAAUGAGUAAACAACGUUAUGAACAAGUUGAUUAA
Rotaria sp. Silwood2 is the source of this 756-nucleotide messenger RNA. NCBI's taxonomy places the organism in Eukaryota, Metazoa, Rotifera, Eurotatoria, Philodinida, Philodinidae. The record is from the annotation of a GenBank genome assembly.